AUGUCUCUCAAGAUAAACAAACUAGCUGUGUGUGUAUUUUUGUUUGUUUCGUAUGUGUGUGUUGAUUUAAGUGGUCGUUCGCUUGUUGUGUCGUUCCAGGUCAGUCUGUUGGUCGUCGUCUGCGUGGUCGGGGCCUCGCUGGCUGACCAGGUGCCUGUCUACCACGAGCCCCCCCAGUACAUCCCCCCUUCCCCCUCCUACGCAGCCCCCGCCCCCAGCUACCACCCCGUCGAGGACUACCCAGAUUCGCCGCCUCAGUACAAAUACAACUACGGCGUGGCUGACGGCUACACCGGCGCCAGCUACGGCCACUCUGAGAGCCGCGACGGGUACAAGACCGAGGGCAGCUACACCGUGGACCUCCCCGACGGCCGCACGCAGAUCGUCAAUUACGUGGACAACGGCGACGGACUGGAGGCUGUGGUGACCUACGAGGGGGAGGCGCAGUACCCUGAGCACCAAUCCUCCUACCCCGCCCCGCCCCCAGAGCCCGCCUACGCCGAGCCCCCAGUCGAGCCCGCGUACCCCGCCCCUCCCCCGCCCGAGCCGCCAGUCUACCCAGCCUAAACACCGGCCGUCAGUAUCGAUCGUCCUGUAGUCAUGCACAUCGCCCUCUCCCCCCCUCGGACGCACCUGAGCCCCCAAAACAAGCACAUGCACAGUUUUCUUUAGCCCCCCCAGCACAGCACCGCCCCUCACCGCCCCUGCUCCCCGGUCUCCUCCUCCCAAGUGACCCAUAUCUUCCCUCACUCCCUCCUUGUCUCUUUGCCUCCCACACCCUUGGCCUCUUCCCGAUAUUGUAGAAAAGAACGGUUACCUCUACCUUACUUACUCACUGCCUGUCUUCACCCCUACUACCUCCCUGUUAACUCCCCUCCCCCCUUCCACCUGCUGUCUCUCUCCCUUAACCACCUACUACAUUCACAACCCCAUCCCCUCCUACCGCCCCCCCUUCCUGCUUUUGUCUUCUCACAUUCAUAACCUCCCAAAUAUACCCCCUCUCCCCCCUUUUCCCAUUCACUUCCCCCUCUUCUACCCUAACCCCUCCUCUCCCCUCCCCUCCCCUCCCCUGCACAGGUAGCUAAUUACUCCCUGGCUGGUCCAGGUGACAUACGAGAAUAUUGGGUUCCCCAGGUGCCAUAAUGAUGCUUUGUAAUAAAUGUUUGACACUCA
This is a messenger RNA of Eriocheir sinensis (Chinese mitten crab), 1173 nucleotides long. RefSeq names its product cuticle protein 8-like. NCBI's taxonomy places the organism in Eukaryota, Metazoa, Arthropoda, Malacostraca, Decapoda, Varunidae. The transcript has 3 exons. The coding region runs from base 1 to 567 and encodes 188 amino acids. Gene Ontology annotation, cellular component: extracellular matrix. The record is from RefSeq and is a predicted model, not a curated record.